AUGGCGAUGUUCGCAAAGUCAAAAAAUAUAGUAUCUUUGGUCCGAGAAUUAAAACCCCGUAAAGAUACGUCCCGUAUUGAAGUUAGGAUUAUUCGGUUGUGGAAGAACUACAACAAAGAAUCAGGAAAUACUAUUGAAAUGGUUUUUGCUGAUAGAGAAGGGACAAGAAUUCAUGCUUCAGUUGGAGAACAACUCAUCAAAAAAUAUGGUGAAAAGCUACAUGAGGGAGAUGCAAUUGUCGUCCAGUUGUUCAAUGUCUUCGAUGCAAUUGGUGAAUAUCGUACAACUCCACAUCUGUACAAAAUUGGUUUCUAUCCAACCACUUUUGUUGGAAAAGCUUUAGAUUUUCCAAGUGAAAUUCCUGAAAAGAAUUUUGCCGAUUUUACCGAUAUUCUGGAAGGAAAGAUUGAUAGCAUCUGCUUAGUUGAUAUAAUUGGACAAAUCGUCAACUUUGGGUCGCUGGAAAACAAAAGCAUUAAAGGCAAAGAUAACAUGAGGCUUUUGAUCGAGCUACGUGACCAUAGUAAUGUCAAGAUCAUGUGUACUCUGUGGGGUGGUUAUGCUAAACAAGUAUACGACUACAGUAUGAGUAACAUGUCCAUUAUGAUAAUUUGUAUUAUCAGGUUCUGUUCCAUUAAAGAGUGGAAAGGGGUUUACUCCAUAUCUAGCGGGUUUAAUUCCACCCAAAUUUUGCUAAACCCAACGUGUUCAUUGGUUGAUGAGUUUAAAUUGUGUCUUCCUGAUGAUUCACUUGCUAUAACAAACAAGGAUAGUAGCCAAUGGAGUGUUGCUAGUGCUACAUCUGUUCGUGCCCGGUUUUUUGUUCUUAAUGAGAGGCUAACAAUAAGAGAUAUCGUUGACAGUACUCUGGUUGGAACUUUUGUCACCUUGGGGACUAUUGAAAACAUAGAUACUGAGCGUGGUUGGCAAUAUCUAAGUUGCAAAUACCACAACAAAAAAGUUAUGCCUACAACCAAUGUUGAUGAUGACAACCGUCCUUUGUUCUACUGUAAUACAUGUGAUAAAGAACACAUUGAUGUCAUUCUGAGGUAUUUCAUUGAACGCGUACAUAAUUAA
Messenger RNA from Raphanus sativus (radish), 1077 nucleotides. RefSeq lists its product as uncharacterized. Bases 1 to 1077 code for a protein of 358 amino acids. NCBI's taxonomy places the organism in Eukaryota, Viridiplantae, Streptophyta, Magnoliopsida, Brassicales, Brassicaceae. The record is from RefSeq and is a predicted model, not a curated record. The transcript is spliced from 7 exons.